Molecule: messenger RNA, 1260 nt
Organism: Orycteropus afer afer
Lineage: Eukaryota; Metazoa; Chordata; Mammalia; Tubulidentata; Orycteropodidae
Gene: BAG1
Product: BAG cochaperone 1
Exons: 8
Coding region: 1-1260 (419 amino acids)
Biological process (GO): protein stabilization
Cellular component (GO): cytoplasm; membrane; cytosol
Molecular function (GO): protein-folding chaperone binding; adenyl-nucleotide exchange factor activity
Source: RefSeq, a predicted model, not a curated record
AUGCCCACCGUAGUUUCCCGAUCCUUUUUUCCGGGUUUUAGUUCGGCCUUCGGGAGGAAGGAGAGCGGGAGGAGACUGAGGGAGAGUCAGCGGAGGGCGGGGCCUCUGGCGGUGGAUGGGGCGGAGCUUCGGUUUGAGUGGCGCUCAGCUCUCGCCGCUGGGCGGUCGACAAACGCGGGCCUGGCGGAGGGCGGCGGGCCGCGGAGAACGCGAGGCCACGGGGAGCGGCCGGGUCCCCGGAGGCGCGCCCUUCGGUCAGGUCGGGAGCCUCGCCAGGCUGAAGCCCCGGCCGACCGGAAGCCGCCUCGGUCUCAGCGUCCGUCCGUCCGGAGCAAAACCAGCGGACAUGACCGAUCCACCAGGGGCCCCGCUGCCGGCGCUCGCUGGCCGCGGGUGAAGAAGAAGAAAGUACAACCCCGCACGGCCCGGAGUGAGGAGAUGGCCCGGAGUGAGGAGAUGGCUCGGAGUGAGGAGAUGGCCCGGAGUGAGGAGAUGGCUCGGAACGAGGAGAUGGCCCGGAACGAGGAGAUGGCCCGGAACGAGGAGAUGGUCCGGAACGAGGAGAUGACUCGGAGCGAGGAGAUGACCCGGAGCGAGGAAGUGGAUCAGAGCGAGGAAGUGGAUCAGAGCGAGGAAAUGGCGGCGACAGGGCUCAACGUGACCGUAACCCACAGCAAUGAGAAGCACGACCUUCUUGUUACUCCACAGCAGGGCACUGUUGAACCAAUUGUCCAAGAUCUGGCCCAGCUUGUUGAAGAGGCCACAGGGGUUCCAGUGCCUUUUCAGAAACUCAUAUUUAAGGGAAAAUCUCUAAAGGAAAUGGAGCAGCCCUUGUCAGCACUUGGGAUACAAGAUGGUUGCCGGGUCAUGUUAAUUGGAAAAAAGAACAGUCCAGAGGAAGAAGUUGAAUUAAAGAAGUUGAAAGAUUUGGAGAAAGCUGUGGAGAAGAUAGCUAACCAACUGGAAGAGCUGAGUAAAGAUUUUGCUGGAAUCCAGCAGGGUUUUCUGGCCAAGAAUUUGCAAGCUGAAGCUCUCUGCAAACUUGAUAGGAGAGUGAAAGCAACAAUCGAGCAGUUUAUGAAGAUCUUGGAAGAGAUUGACACGCUGAUUCUACCAGAAAAUUUCAAAGACAGUAGACUUAAAAGGAAAGGCUUGGUGACAAAAGUUCAGGCAUUCCUAACUGAGUGUGACACAGUGGAGCAGAGCAUCGGCCAGGAGACAGAACGGCUGCAGUCCACGAACUUGGCUCUGGCAGAGUGA